Molecule: messenger RNA, 899 nt
Organism: Alligator mississippiensis (American alligator)
Lineage: Eukaryota; Metazoa; Chordata; Crocodylia; Alligatoridae
Gene: DSTN
Product: destrin, actin depolymerizing factor
Exons: 4
Coding region: 221-718 (165 amino acids)
Biological process (GO): actin filament severing; actin filament fragmentation; cell motility
Cellular component (GO): cytoplasm; actin cortical patch; actin cytoskeleton
Molecular function (GO): actin filament binding
Source: RefSeq, a predicted model, not a curated record
CGGCGGAGGUAACAGGCGUUACCACGCGGGGCUUCUUCCCUAGCAACCGCUUCCUCCGGGCACGGCGCCGUGACGUCGGCAGCGUUUCCGCCCGGCCCGCGCCUCGCCUCGCCUCGCCUCGCUCCUUCCUUCCUGCUCUCGGAGCUCGCGCCGCGCCCAGCUCAGCCCAGCCCUCCUGCGAGCCCGCCGUCUGCACCGCCCGCCGUACCCAGCCUUCGCUAUGGCAUCAGGAGUACAAGUGGCUGAUGAAGUAUGCCGUAUUUUCUAUGAUAUGAAAGUUCGGAAAUGCUCCACUCCUGAGGAAAUCAAGAAAAGGAAGAAGGCUGUUGUCUUCUGUCUCAGCCCAGACAAAAAGUGCAUUAUUGUGGAAGAAGGCAAAGAGAUCCUAGUGGGAGAUAUUGGUGUCACGGUUACUGAUCCUUUCAAGCACUUCGUGCAAAUGCUGCCUGAAAAGGAUUGCCGUUAUGCCUUGUAUGAUGCAAGCUUUGAAACAAAGGAAUCCAAAAAAGAAGAGUUGAUGUUUUUCUUGUGGGCACCAGAACUAGCUCCUCUGAAAAGUAAGAUGAUCUAUGCAAGCUCCAAGGAUGCUAUCAAAAAGAAAUUCCAAGGCAUAAAGCAUGAAUGCCAAGCAAAUGGGCCAGAGGAUCUCAACCGAGCUUGUAUUGCUGAGAAGCUAGGAGGUUCCCUAGUCGUAGCUUUUGAAGGCUGUCCUGUGUAGAUACCAAACAGUGCCACAACUCUACAAGCAUUCCACAUUUCAUAUAUCCCAAAUGUAAAGCAAACAUCCUAGGCCAGGGUUUCACUAACUGUAGGGAAUCUGUCUUGUAGAAUAAAGUAGACUCUUGAGCUGUAGUUGAUAUAUGUACAAAUGACCCUAAAUAAAUCAAGUCUAAGGAUUA